UGCUACUAGUUACAGCUCGUCGAGUUCGUCGCUUAAGUCUUUCGUUAGUUUUUCUGUUUUUGCUUGGUACUACUCUUUUUGUAAUAUUUGUUUGUGUAAUAACGCUUGUGUGCUAACUUGAUUUUUUACGGUUCAUAAUUCUUAUUGGAGACAUUCUUUUCAACGGGCUUUUGUUUUUGUGUUUGUGUUUAUUAUUUGACUGUUGGUCAAACGGGUACAUUAAAGCGCUUUAAACAACGCGGACUUGAAUAACAUUUGAAAAUUACAAAAAAAAUACAAAAAAAAAUACAAUAAAAAAAUUAAAAAUACAAAAAUAAACGAGAAAUUGUUUGUGAAUGUUCGAAUUGCAUACAGAAGUAGUCGGGUGGAUGUGGCAAGCGUAACGCCGUUGUGGCAUUGCACGCGAAGUGAAGUAACCGCCGUCCAGCACAAAAAGAUUUUAUACGAAUAUUAAACAAAAACAGUGCGAGGAUAUUAAGAAAAGUUUAACUUUCUUUCACCGAAAAAAAAACAAAAAAAAAACGUACCUCAAAUUAAAUCCAAAAAGUGCUUUUAAAAAGUUCGAUUAAAAUCUCUUUACAAUACCGCCAUGAGAUCCUUGCGUUUAUCCUCGCUGGCCGCGCUCGCCUCCGCCGCCUGCCUCAUCGGCCUACUGCAGCUCUGCACGUCCGUCAACGCCGAUUAUCCUGGCGUCAUCGAGCUAGUCGGCUACAGCAAUCGGCGCGCACGCACGCAUUACAUGCCACCAGCUGGCGAUAAUCCCACACUCGCCCCACCGCCAGCCAAAAUUCAAGCCGACAUCGAAACGGUCAAAGCGAAUAUCGAGAAGUACAACAAAUUACUAACUUUGGAUACGAAAAAUUUACCCGAAUCACAAAAGGAUAUGCUGGAGCGUAUAGUUGAACGUGUGGCGCGUCUCAAAGAGUCGCUAGACAUCGAUGAUAGCGAGCGCCUGGCAGCGUCAGCUAAGCCCAUCGCGAGCGACGCCACACCACCGGCAGCUACUGACGCCGAAGGCAGUGAAACACUGGCUGCUAAAACUACUGGCAUUACCACAGAGGCCUCUACCCAAGCCGAGGCCGAAACCGAUCCAACGCUGGUCUUGGACGAGACUACACUGCUGCACUUGCAAACCUCCAUGGAUGAGUUGGCCGUCGCACAGGCAGCAGUGACGGCACAAACUUCGAUUGCACGCGACUUGCCCAUGCCCACCACCACAGAAUAUAACUUCAAUAUAGCGCCUGGCAGCGACGACGACAAUGCCGGCGGCGGCGGCGGCGUCGGCAGCAGCAGCGGUGUUGAACCAACGGACAGUGGCACAGAUAGCAGCGAAAAUGAGGACACCACCGAGAGUUUGCUGACAGCAGGUGGCACAGCCGCCGCUGAUUAUCCCACCACUACUGUGGAACCAUUCACCGAUGCCACUGAUGCUGAUGAUCAGUUUGUGGCAGCACGUUCCAACAACAAUAUUCCUGCUGCCUCAAUACGAGCCGAAUCGGAGGAGUCGACGAGCAGCAAUGGAGGUGGCAACAGCGGCAGUGGCAUUACCACAAUUGGCAGCCAGCGUACACUCACCACUAGCGGCAAAUUGACGAAGACGCGUGCCACUAAACGACCCGGCUCUGGAGGUAUUACCAAAACGGGCAUACCAAAGCGAGGCCAGAAACCAGGCGGCACAACUGCUGGCGUACAUCGCAAUAAGCAGAAGUUGGCCACCACUACUACACAACCAUUGCAGGCUUACCAACGUCCACAGCCACAAUAUCAGCAGCCGCAAAAGCAACCACAAUUGCAAUACCAGAAGCCGCCACAAGCAUCGCCACAAUUGCCGCUGUCGGCCACGUCGCCCUUGUAUCAGGCGUCGCAUAAAGUUUCCGUGCCGUCAUCGGCUGCAACAUUUGCCACAGAUAAGACUUCUGCUGCAGCUGCUGCCGCCGCCGCCGCCGCCUCCGCCUCCGCCUCCGCUGCGUCCACAGCAGCCGUAACAUCAGCGUCCGGGGGCUACUCUUCUACACCCAUCACCACAACAUUGGCCAAUAACUAUGGCAAUGUGAACAACGAUAUGGACUACGAGCCGCAAGUCAAUACGUCGGCGUUAAUUGAUAGCCUGAAUAAUGCACGCGAAGAAUUCUAUUUGCAGAAACAAGGCGUCAGCAAUAAGGAUAAGAAACCAUCUGCCACCGCAAAACCCACAAAGUAUCACUACUAUCCACACAAUCAACAUAUUUACUUGCUGCCCGAGUGUGCGAUACAGCAGGUCUGUAAUGCGGUUUAUGUGCGUCUGAAUUACACACAACCAUUGUGUGCCUGUCCAUCAAGAUACCGUGAUCCCUGUUCGGCCAGCUUGAAUGAGGACGAUCAGCAUACAACGAAAUUGGUGGGCGAUAGUAAAAAGAAGCAGGCAAUUACUUUAGCGAAGACAUGCGAGGCCACAACAGAGAUGCGUGAGUGCAACUCGCCCAAGGAUUGGUCCCUAUUGGCGCUACAAAACAUACGCACUGGAAAGUCACAUUAUCUAAUCAUCUGCAGGUGUCCGGAUCAUUUCAAAAUGGAGGGUCCCAUGGCGCAUGAUCAGCCCAAGUAUGCCAGCGUGCCCGGCAUACGCGUCUUCGGUAUGAUGUGCGUGAAGCCCGGUUACUCCGUACGCAAGCCAUCGUCACAACCGCCCAAGCGCUAUCAACUACAGAAACCAUUCUAUCGGCCAGGCACGCAAAGCAACAGCGCCUACAUCAAUGUGCCACAAUAUGGCGUUAAAGACACCUAUGGCCGACCGAGCUCGUCGUCAUCGUUGGCGGCAACUAGCAAUUAUCAUGCGGAAAAUAGUUUCUCAAACCAACACCAAUCAGGCGGCUAUCAAUAUUUGAAUCGACCAGACACUAGCAGCAGCAACAUUAAUCCACAUCAAUCGCUCAGCGUCGGCAGCUACCGACCGGAUACACUCUCCUCGAUUAAUAAUUUCCCAUCUGGUAUUUAUGGGCGCAACAAUGAACGCAAAGGUGAAACACCGAUUGAGGCGGUCAAAGACGAGGAUAAAUCGUUGCAUACCAGCACACAACAAUCUGCUGAAACUGCAGCGGCUGGUGGGGGGGUCGGCAGCGGUGGCAUCGACGAGACAACGUCGUCCAGUGCGAACUUAAAUGGCGACGAUUUGGCUGCUGCUGCAUCACAGCAACUGAACGAAGAGGUGGCACAAUUGCGUCAGAAGCGGGCGGUGGGCGAUGGUGCGACCCACGAUUGGGAUAAUAUUACGCCCGAAUUCCCGUGGGAUCGUGUUAUGGAGUUUCAACAGACAAUCGUCUGGGAUUGAGGUGUAGGCGAAUAAAAGAAUAGGUGAAAGCGAAGCCGAUGGCGGUGGCGGCAGCGGCGGUGGCGUUUAAGUAAUUAUCUUUUCGUUUACAUUUUUUUUUAAGUUUAUUAUUUAAAAGUGAUCGCGGGAUCGGUAGAUGCAGGAAUAAACUAAAUAACUGGUAGUAGAGAGUAAAGUAAGAGAACAAAAGUAAACUUAAGAGCAAGAAGUCGCAGGAGGAGUGCAAGUUUUUUGCAACAAAACUUUAAAGUUAAAGAGGCGUCUUUUUAAUAGUAUAACUUAAAAAACAUACUACUGUGACUGAAAGAAAAAAUUAAAAAUUAAUAACAAUAAUCGAUAAAAUAUAAAUCGAUUAAAAACAUCUCACAGAAGUGCGAAAGAAUAUGAAGGAAUAUAGCGUAAAUUUUAUACGAAAUGCAUAAUAAAUAAGAAAAGAGGCAUAAGAAAAGCGUGAAAAUAUUUUUAAACAAUUAAAAGCGAAAAACUAUCGCAUGUAUAUUUAAAAAAAAAAUAUUUCGACUAAAAAAAGUAAACAUGACUAAUUUUGAAACAUCGAGUCAAUUUCAAGUGAGAGCUUAGCAUUUAUCUAAACAUAGAGGC
Rhagoletis zephyria (snowberry fruit fly) is the source of this 3907-nucleotide messenger RNA. It is a transcript of the gene dsx-c73A, whose product is annotated as doublesex cognate 73A. The record is from RefSeq and is a predicted model, not a curated record. NCBI's taxonomy places the organism in Eukaryota, Metazoa, Arthropoda, Insecta, Diptera, Tephritidae.